ACAUUUUGCCCUGGCUCCCGAGGGAUGAUACGUUCGCUCUCUUGCAACAGAAUCAUGGAUUGGGCAAACGAGGAAUGUCAUGGGUGGAGCUUGCUGUUCGAACCAAUCACAAUCGUUGAUACUUUAUCAAACGUGCACUUGAUUGAUAGCCUAUUGCAAUAUGGCUGCGCCCUUUGCAAAACAUUUGGCACGUGCGCCAAUAUUUUUAAGGUAAUAAAUAGAAUUAUUCAUAGGCAGUGCAGCACACAAGUCAAAGCAACACGGCGACAGACAAAGAAGCUGAAGGCACAAACAGCCCCACCUCCCCAAUUGUCAGAACCACUGCCCCAAGAGUUUACGCCCACCUUCACAAUCACAGAGGAGACGAUUCACCAAACAGACUCAGCAAACUACGCCCAGACUUACCUCAAGAACAAACUGCGAAAGGCCGUCACUCCUCUGUGGAAGCUCCCUUACAAGAAACAGCUUGAGCUCAAGCAACUCAGGAAUUCCAAGGUACUGAUGAAACUGACAAAUUCUCUCAUUGAGCAAGAAGCUGAGAUUGGAUUGACAGAAACACUGGACAGGACUCACAGAUUUGGAGGACUGUGUUGUCAACUCGACACAAUAAAGCCUUCGCCGGUGACAGAAGGAUACAGGAAUAAAUCGGAACUCAGCGUUGGUGUUGGUGCUGAUGGAAACAGGAAAACAGUCGGUCUCUUCAUUGGAGAGUGGAAAAAGAAAAAUAUAAUAUGUCUACCCUCCGAUCCAGCCAGAAAUAUCAGCCAAGCACACAAAAAUGUAGAAAAGGCCUAUCAGACUUUUCUCCUGCAAUCCUCCUUGGACGUGUCACUCAGCUUCAAGGACAAUGGCAACUGGCGUGGCCUGGUGGUCCGUUCCAACCAAGAAGGCGAUCUGAUGGCCAUCGUCAGUUUUACGCAGAGUGACCUUAGUGAGACGGAGACCGAGGAUGCCAUGCUGUCACUCCAGGACUUCUUCGCUUACGGAGAGGGCAAAGACUGCGGGCUCAGCUCUCUCUACUUCCAGUCUAGCUUUCGGACAAGAGCUACCAAUGAGGAUGCCCCUUUCCACCUCCUCUUGGGCAAGCCACACCUCCAUGAGACCCUCUUUGACCUUCAGUUUCGUAUCUCCCCGGAUGCCUUCUUCCAAGUCAACACUCCAGCCACCGAGGUGCUGUAUUCCACUGUCAUGGAGCUGUGCGACUUGGGGCAAGACACAACGGUCCUGGACCUGUGCUGCGGGACUGGGACCAUUGGACUAGUCAUGGCAGACCGGGUGAAGGAAGUGGUGGGGGUGGAGGUCAUACAGCAGGCGGUAGAGGAUGCCAGAGUCAAUGCUGAGCUCAAUGCCAUCUCCAAUGCUACAUUUGUGUGCGGCCCAGUGGAAGAGAUCCUACCUGACAUCCUGCCGACACUAGAGGGCUCCGGUGACCUCGUGGUGGUGGCCAACCCUGCAAGAGCUGGGCUACAUCCCAGAGUUAUACGUAUCAUCAGGAGCAGUCAGUCCAUCAGGCGGCUGGUAUAUAUAUCUUGCAAACCAGAUGGAACUGCAGCUAGGAAUUUCACAGAUCUUUGUUGUCCCCCAACCACCAGACUCCACGGCAAGCCCUUCACCCUCACCAGGGCUGUCCCUGUAGACCUCUUUCCCGACACCUAUCACUGUGAACUCGCCCUUCUAUUUGAGAGGUGAUAUCAAGGUAAACCUUGGCAGUUUAAGACCCCCCUCCCAAAUAACUUGUAUCUUACAGGUGCAAGACCUCAUCAGGUAGUAAUAUACUCACAGUUCUUAAGUUUGAUGCUACAAUCAAAGGUGUGAAUCUUCAAGAGGCAUUUGAUUUCCACUUGAACAAAAUUGUUAUGAAUGAGGGUAUACAGCCUUCUCAUACAAAUGUUUCUAAAGUGGAAAAAAAUUCUGUAGAGCAGCUACUACGAAUGGCCACAAGUGGAGUUUUGUUUGACGGUGUGUCAGUACAAGUAGAUUAAACCUCAGAUUUCAUUUUAAGAGGAACUCAAAUCUUCAAAAGUGCGCAGGUUUUCAAAGCAUUUUCAAUUUAUUGGUAUCUUUAUAUAAGUUAAGUUACUACACCCACUUCAAUAUAUUACAUAAUUUAACUUAAUGUUAGAUAUUUACAUCUGGUGCCAAACCUGUUCCCACAAACCCUUUGUACAGUGCAGUAAAAGGCCUGACUUUGCCUUUCUUGUUGUAGCAUAUCGUCGUAGCUCCAGUUUAGUUCUUUCGACAACAAUUUGAAACGGUACCUCUGGAGAAAUGUGGUACUUGGAAAGAAACUAUUCACAAAUGAUUGUUUUUGUAAGUGACUUCAAUCAUGUCAUAACACUGCAUUAGUCAUUGUCAUGACAAGGUUUACAUUCAUCAAGAGUUGCAAAAAUUCUAAGGAUAACGCUGAUCUCAAAUGUCUUUUAUAUGAUCCUUGGAUAGGAUCCUGUUUAAAAAUAAACCGUUAGUUUAAAUAAACCUUUUUAAUAGUUUAAAUUUUGCCAAAAUAUCCAAUUACAAAUGUUUAAAUAACAAAGAAAUAACAUCCGACCCACAAAAAUUCCAGUACUGAGCAAAUAGUUUGUACUUAAAAGUUUAAACUAUAGGUUAAAGAUUAUACUGUGUUCACAGAAUUGUCUAUUUGUUAAAACGGAGGUGUUCUUGGUAGUUUAAA
Messenger RNA from Acanthaster planci (crown-of-thorns starfish), 2671 nucleotides. RefSeq names its product tRNA (uracil-5-)-methyltransferase homolog B-like. The record is from RefSeq and is a predicted model, not a curated record. Gene Ontology annotation, biological process: RNA processing. Lineage: Eukaryota; Metazoa; Echinodermata; Asteroidea; Valvatida; Acanthasteridae. Gene Ontology annotation, molecular function: RNA binding; RNA methyltransferase activity.